AUGUUACAAAAUGGUGUCGGUCGCGGCCUAGUUUGGGAUCGUCAUCCAUGGGGUCCCAUAUCCGCACCUUUGGAGGUUGAGGCGAUUCAGUCUCUACGGGAUAAUUUGAUCCAACGUUUGACGAAUUGCCAAUCGUUUUUUAUCUUUUGUCGAUAUCCGGAGGGUCACCCCGACAUGAGUCAUGUUACUAUGACAGAUACUGUCGCUGUAUUUUUUGCCUUGGUCAUCGACGCUCGCCUACCAGUCUCCUCAUUCCAUCUCAUCUAUGCAAACAAAUACUCGCGCACCUUAAUCAUGGAUAUGCGUCGUCUCCCUAAACUUCUAUAUCGCCAACCAGAGUUUAAGAUUGUCUGGGGUAAUUUAAAAAAACUCUGUCUAGAACAGUAUCUCACUCUGGAUAACUUCGGAUUUCUCCUAGAGCUGGUUCUCUGCGCCCCAAAUCUUCAAACUCUGCUGUUAAAUCUCGGCUCACACGAUCUGGCGGCAGAGUUCAUGCACGAGGUGGCCGAAGGUGCCGACUUCUCUCAACUACGCGAGCUCGCUUUAUUCCGAACGUGCAUGCGGGGCAUCGACCUCCAUAAGCUGCUCGGAAAUGUCCGGUCGAGCUUAGCUGCACUCACACUAUACCAUAUCACGUUGGUGCCUGGCAGUGAUUGGACUCCAUUCCUCAGAGAGCUUUGUCAAGGAUUCCCAGCCUUACAUCGUAUCUCGCUGUAUUAUCUGUGGGCUAGCACACCCGCGAAGGGUCUCAUGGCCUUUCCGGAUAUCCAAAAAUCACCUUCGAUGUGCACCUCAAAAGAUCAGCAUCUGAGCACAUUUUACUCGGAAGAUAUCAAAAGUCCCACUGUGCUUGGGAUUGAGUACUCUGGGACAAUGGUGUCACACGUACUUAAUCUAUUACAAGCAACAGCCUGA
Molecule: messenger RNA, 915 nt
Organism: Penicillium soppii
Lineage: Eukaryota; Fungi; Ascomycota; Eurotiomycetes; Eurotiales; Aspergillaceae
Exons: 1
Coding region: 1-915 (304 amino acids)
Source: RefSeq, a predicted model, not a curated record